Messenger RNA from Caenorhabditis briggsae, 1803 nucleotides. The transcript has 9 exons. Lineage: Eukaryota; Metazoa; Nematoda; Chromadorea; Rhabditida; Rhabditidae. The coding region runs from base 1 to 1803 and encodes 600 amino acids. Gene Ontology annotation, molecular function: 5'-3' DNA exonuclease activity; damaged DNA binding; single-stranded telomeric DNA binding. Gene Ontology annotation, biological process: interstrand cross-link repair; protection from non-homologous end joining at telomere; double-strand break repair via nonhomologous end joining. The record is from RefSeq and is a predicted model, not a curated record.
AUGUCAAAACUCCUUGAAAAACGUCUAAAUGCUUGUGCAAAGUUCGACGAUAAUAAAUAUUACACAGAGUUUCAAAGCUAUUACAAUAUUGUCGCUCAAGUGCAUUCAGUAGUUUUGACUGUCAGAAAUGUCUAUGUUCUACGUGUUUGGAGAGGCUCAUCGUUUGGACCAAAGCAUCUAAAGGAAAGGCGAGAAGCUCAAAUGUGUCACAUAGACAAAGAAAUGUUUGGAUCCUAUAUCGUUCCACCAGAUAUACAAGUUAUGAGAAUUAUCGAAAGAUUCGGAAAAUCGGAUUUAAUCGAGAUUGUUGUCUAUGAUGAUCAUAUUGAGACUGUGAAGAAAUUAAAGUCCCUUGACUUUGUUGCAAUUAAAAACGUCCAUGCUUAUGUGAAAGGCGACAAUCUAACAAUGACUCUUCAUGGUGAAAAUGGGGGAAAACAUGAUCGUGGAAUCUGGGUGGUUCCGGAAAAUUCUGUGAAUUUGAAUUUCCAAAGAAUGAAAACACAGUGUGCUGAGUGGUUGCUUAUUGUGCAAAGCGACCCUAAUGAAUAUCGAGAAUUCGGAAUUUCUGAUUCUGAUGAAUCAAACUCGGAUGUGACUCUUAUUCAAAAGGAUCUUGACGAGAAUCAAAUAGCGAAAGCUUGCAAUAAAAUUGUUAUUGGAGAUCACAUUUCUGUUGAUUACUUUCAGCAAUCUUCAAAAUGCAACUAUCACUUUCUCACUCAUGCUCACUCUGAGCACUGCCGCGGAAUCAAUGCCAAGUUUCCACAUAAAGUUUAUUGCAGCAAGGAAACUGCUAAAAUUUUGAAUUUAAUUGUUGGAGAACCCCUUCCGGAAGACACGAUCCAACCUCUCGACCUUAAUAUUCCCUAUAAAUUCGAAAAUUUUCAAGUCACUGCAAUCGAUGCGAAUCAUUGUCCUGGAGCAGUGAUGUUCGUGUUUCAAGGACCUUUAAUCGAUGAAAUCGCGGGCGGUCCGAUUCUCUGUACUGGCGAUUUUCGAGCAGAAGCAUCGUAUAUGCGACAGUUUGAGAAUGAGAAACUCGGUUGGGUCAAGGACAUAUCUUUUGCAAGAAUCUAUCUGGAUAAUACGUAUUUCUCCGUCGAUGUUGCUUUUACUUCAAGAGAGAUUUCAGAACAAUUACUUCAAAAAGAGAUUAUGAAUCAUCCGGAUGCUGAUAUCGUGCUACCACUACACCAGCUCGGUCAGGAACGUAUAAUCGAAAAUCUGUCUUACAGAAUAUACGAACCGAUUUUUGUGUAUCCGGAAAAAUUGGCUAUCGGCAAAGUUUUGGGAUUCUUUUACGAGUAUGGAAUCGCAAAUCAGAAACGACAGAUCCAAGUGGUGGAAAAACGCGAGUGGACGAUGCCAGAUGCCCUAGGAAAGCCAAUAAUUGUCAUCGAGGUCACACAAGUUGAUCAUCUAUACGGAGGAGUUUCUGAAUCCGAUCCUAACAUCAGAGUUCCCUACUCCGACCACUCGUCGCGCGAGGAGAUUCUGAAAUUUUUAGAAUGUUUUCAAUUCAAUGAGAUCUACCCAACCUCCAAGUCCUACUCAAAAGCUGAAUUCAAGACAAUGAUGCAAGCUGGAAAAACAUUUACAGAGAAAAAUUUGGAGAAACAACUUGAACUCCACUCCUUCGUUGAAAAGACUCCUGAAAUAAGGAUUCCAGGACGAUUUCAUCGAUCCGAUUAUCCGGAAGGAGAGUGGCGAGACGAUCAGGAAGAAUAUAUGGUUGGAGAUCUGGAUGAGUGGGAGGAAGGACCACCGGAGACGGUUCCGGAGCCUAUGAAUAUGGGAUGA